CCUGUGCAAUGAACGUCCACCACAAGUGCCAAACCAAAGUGGCGAACCUUUGUGGCGUCAACCAGAAGCUCAUGGCCGAAGCACUGGCGUUGAUUGAGAGCGCUCAGCAGGCUCGAAGUUUGCGUGAUCCGGAGCAUAUUACACGGGAAGGGCCGCUUGAAAUUCUCUCCCCGGACAGAGGCUCCCCUUCCGCCCCGUCUGUGCCAGGCCCCCCAGUGGGGAAAAAAGAACCUCAAGGUAUUUCCUGGGAAUCUCCAGCAGAAGACGUCACGAGCGCCGAUUCUCCAGCAGUUCCCGAACCAAGGAUAGAUCUCCAUCCCGAUCUGCCAAAACUGACCAUAGAUGAUUUCGUCUUGCACAAAAUGCUGGGGAAAGGAAGUUUCGGCAAG
Molecule: messenger RNA, 389 nt
Organism: Gekko japonicus
Lineage: Eukaryota; Metazoa; Chordata; Lepidosauria; Squamata; Gekkonidae
Product: protein kinase C theta type-like
Exons: 3
Source: RefSeq, a predicted model, not a curated record